AUGGAGUUCACGGGCCUGCAUUCGGCUUUCCCGCGAAACAACGAGCCCAGCCUGUUUGACUCCCCUGCGGAGCGGUACCUGAAGGCCCGGCAGAGCGUGCAGCGCUUCACGGUCACCCAGCUCGGGUUGGCAAUAUUCUCAAAUGAAACUCCAAACAAGUACGUGGUGCAUUCGUACAACUUUUUUCUCUUUCCCUCCACGUUGGGAGUUAAGGAUGUCGAAGUCACACUUUCUGCAUCUAGCAUUCAGUUCCUGUCUCAUUAUGGCUUUGACUAUAAUAAGUUCCUCAAAGAUGGAAUCCCGUACAUGAAUGAGGCACAAGAGAAGAUGCUUAUUCAGCAUCUCUUAGUGGGGAGCUGGAAAGUCAGCAGUGCUCAGGACAGGGAUGUGCUGAAGAAGGCAAUUGAUGAAGUGACCUGUUGGAUUGCUGUAGCAAAGGAAGAGGAGACCAUGACUUUACAGGACCUGAGUGGAUAUCAGAUGUUUGAAGUGGGGGACAUGUCUCCUAUGAAGACAAGCUGGAAUAGUAACCAAACUGGCAUUGUUUCCACCCUGCAGUUCCUCAAAGAUGGAAUCCCGUACAUGAAUGAGGCACAAGAGAAGAUGCUUAUUCAGCAUCUCUUAGUGGGGAGCUGGAAAGUCAGCAGUGCUCAGGACAGGGAUGUGCUGAAGAAGGCAAUUGAUGAAGUGACCUGUUGGAUUGCUGUAGCAAAGGAAGAGGAGACCAUGACUUUACAGGACCUGAGUGGAUAUCAGAUGUUUGAAGUUCAGCUGGCUCUGAGACAGGGUCUCCAAAAUGUUUGGACACAACCUCUUGGAGAUGGGAAGGUAAUGGUGAAAAAAGUAAGUCCACAGCAACGUCAGCUUCUGGAGGACUCUCCUUAUGACUACUGCCAGAAGGAGCUCAUUCUUCUGUCUGCCCGGGGCUUCACUAACCUCUUCCACACGCUUGUUCAAGUCAAGAAGCCCCUGGUGGGACACAACAUGCUGAUGGACCUUAUGCAUCUUCAUGACAAGUUCUACAAGCCCCUUCCAGAAAGCUAUGAGGAGUUUAAAAGGAACAUUCAUAACCUGUUUCCUGUCCUUAUAGACACCAAGACUGUAACAAAAUCCAUCUGGAAGAAACAUCAGUUUUCUCGAGCAUCUAAUCUUUUGGAGGUGCAUAUGGUUUUGUGCAGCAGCAACCUAAAUCCCAAAGAUCCAACGUGCCCUGUGAUAACUCUUGCAAGUGACUGCUCAAGAUAUGCUGAGAAGAAUUGCCCUCACGAGGCAGGCUAUGAUGCAUUUCUCUGUGGUUCAGUUCUUCUUAAGUCAGCUCAUUUGCUACUGUGCAGAUCCACAGACGGUGCAGCGGAGGCUGAUCCUUCUUUCUCUCAGUAUCUCUCCGUGUUAGCUGAGUAUCUGAACAAAGUGAAUUGCAUCCGAGGUGGUGUUUCAAGCAUUAAUUUUUCUGGGGAAGACACUCCCAGCCAGCAUCCGCCUGUCUUGGUUGUCCAUGUCCGAGACUGGCCAGGGCUGAAUGAGAGGCAGAUUUACCAAGAGUUUAGAGCUCUUUGUCGCUUUGAUGUCAGACGGCUUUCAAAGAAUCAGUUCAUUCUGCUGUCCAAUAAAUUUAAGCACGUCCGGCUUGUUCUGCGAGAUUACAGGCAUCACCCCCAUCUGCGGGUUUCCAUCUACCGCCACUGGAGGCACUCCCCGCCAGUCAACUGCCUGCUGCAAGUCUCCAGUAUUGUGGCACUGUGGUCUCUCUUGGCCUUUGUACUUGGAGGAGCUCCUUGA
Molecule: messenger RNA, 1779 nt
Organism: Chaetura pelagica (chimney swift)
Lineage: Eukaryota; Metazoa; Chordata; Aves; Apodiformes; Apodidae
Gene: PNLDC1
Product: poly(A)-specific ribonuclease (PARN)-like domain containing 1
Exons: 22
Coding region: 1-1779 (592 amino acids)
Biological process (GO): nuclear-transcribed mRNA poly(A) tail shortening
Cellular component (GO): endoplasmic reticulum; cytoplasm
Molecular function (GO): RNA binding; poly(A)-specific ribonuclease activity
Source: RefSeq, a predicted model, not a curated record